Oncorhynchus kisutch (coho salmon) is the source of this 2651-nucleotide messenger RNA. RefSeq names its product PHD finger protein 24. The transcript is spliced from 9 exons. NCBI's taxonomy places the organism in Eukaryota, Metazoa, Chordata, Actinopteri, Salmoniformes, Salmonidae. Bases 520 to 1806 code for a protein of 428 amino acids. The record is from RefSeq and is a predicted model, not a curated record. Gene Ontology annotation, molecular function: transcription corepressor activity. Gene Ontology annotation, cellular component: nucleus; cytoplasm.
UUUUAGAUUGAGUAGCCUGCAAGUUAUCUAGUUCCUCAAUACUUUCGAUUGACUGACUAGCAAGGCUCGUUGUUAGUGUGGGUCCGAAUAGUGAAUAGCAUUGCUUCAUGGUUCAACUUCGGUCUCGCUGGAACUGUGCUGUGCAUACAUACGGCUGCAUUUUCGACAGAGUUGCCCUGUAGCUCUCCACGCGCGCAAGUGACAAGGAAGAGAUUUCAGCACUGGAGCUGUCCACGCAAUCUUUUUGACGGACUCGCAUCACUCUUAUCACCUAUGCUAUAGGUUAUUUCGAUCACAUUUGCACUAUAGAUUUGUAAGUGAGGCUAUUUGAGUGAGUGUCACGCAUACAUAAUAUACCAUUCAAUGCAUUGUGGUAAAGAAACACGAGUAAGCUAAACCCGCACAUCGCCUACUUUUCAUUCAAUCGAAGCCUUGAAAUGCUGGGUAGCCGUGCGUGAGGCACAAGAAAAAAGGAAAUCUCAAGUCACGGUGGAGAGUUGUCCGAUUUUUAUCUCAGUCAUGGGAGUGCUCAUGUCUAAGAAGCAUCAGGUGGAGAAGGUGCAGAAAUGCACCUCGGUCGUCUCCGCCUUUCAGGAAGGGGUAAAGGAACGUGCCCCAUCCACAACAAACCAGGAGGAAGGAUCCAAAGAGGAAAGAGAGGGGCCGACUGAAGCCUCGCCACCACCCAACCUGGAGGAGAAGGAGGAGGCAGAGCACAGAGAGGCAGACAGCAAAGCGGGGCCCUCAGGGACCUCCCAGCAGGCUGCAACUUCGGCCCCCACCAGGGACGAGUGUAAGGUCAACCAGGAGGCCUGGAAUAGGUUACGGGACGGGAAGGGGGUGGAGCCUGAGGAUCUGGACAAGACCGGCCAUCAGCUCACCCCAACUGCCUUUGUACGUCCCAAGAGAGAUGCCAACGUUGACCAGCCUAUGGAGAUAGCACUGGGACAGAGAGAGCAGCUGACUAGGGAAAUGCGCAGAUACAUGUUGUGUAAGCCGGUGAACGAUGAGAUGUGUGAGGUGUGUGAGGUGUGGACGGCCGACGACCUGUUUCCCUGCAGGACCUGCACACGGGUCUUCCAUGAUGGCUGUCUGAGUGAAAUGGGCUACCUGCGUCCCGAACUCCUGCAGGAGAUGAGGGAGACAGCUCACACCGCGACAGGCUGGAGCUGUUACUACUGCGACAACGUGAACCUGCUCCUGACUGAAGAGGAGAUGUACAGUCUGAUGGAAACCUUCAAGCAGUGCAAGAUCAUCCCUGAGUCGUGCCUGGUGUCAGAUGAGCUGCUGCAGUACCGCCACUUUGUGUCCAAGCAACUGUUUGAGAAGGACCUCUCUGAUGAACAGGAGGAGGAGGUGUUGGCCCAAUUCGCUGCCCUGGACCCGGAGAAGAGGGGCCAGAUCGAGUGGUCUGACUUCCUCUACCACGAGUCCCUGGAAGUGCUCAUGAAGUUCCGCACAGAGAACUCCUUGGUGCGGUUGUUGAGUGCUAAGGAGCGGGACCAUGUGCGGUCAGUGUUCAUGGGUUUGGACCUGGAUAAAGACAGUGUGGUCACAGGAGCAGAGACCCGCUGGGCCCAGCAGUCCUGGUUUCAGAAGCUCAGCAAGGAGUCCCAGUCCUGCAAUGUGAGUAUUAGCCAUGUUGGCCCAAUAUCUGACAGCAGCCCAGCCAGCUCCAGCAGUGAGAGAAGCACUCAGAAAGAUGACAGACCAGUGAGCUGGGAUGACUUCCUGAGGGAGAGUGCCAUCUACAUCCUCGCUGCCCGGCCCAACAGCUCGGCAAUGCAUAUCCGUCUGCCCCUAUAGCCCCAGCGACCUCACCUUGCCUGGGCCGGGCCCCACCAUAGAAAGAAGGCCACCCCUGGAAGUCCCUGUGUAGGACAGGUGGAGAGCCGGUACCAUUGCACUGUAGGGGAAUACUGUACCACUCAGAGACUGGACAGAAUAAGCCAUCAACAGAUCUCCUGCUUCACACCAUAGAUCAAUGACCAACUGACAGCAACAAUCAACGACCAACUAACACCAACAGUCAACGACCCACUGACAACAACAAUCAAUGACCUACAAGUACUUACUGAGGGUAAAAUGAUAAACAACCUGACAACACAAGCUGACAAUCCACUGGUUAUAGAUACUCCUGAAACACAGGAUAAAAAACAACAGCCCAUUUUCAACACAAGCCAACAAUUCACUGAUGCUUUGAAGACUCGGGGUAUCCUGGUAGGCACACAUUCCCCUAAACGAUAACUACUAUAUACAGUCAAUUUGUCAUGCUACAGUCUUACAAACCUCUGUAUGAUCAAUUCAAUUGGAUUAGAAUGACAAUGAUAGGCUGUCUUAUGCUAUCGCAUAUCCUGCUAUUGGGUAAAGCAUCAUAUUUGGAUCAGCUUCUGUAUGGUAACACUGUUUUGUAUCACUUGGCAUCAUACUUGUUGAUCAUAAAAUAGUAUCUGUCAUUUAGAGAGAUUUUGAAGCCCUUUCAAAUCUUGGUUAAUGAGUGUAUAGGACUGACCGUGCAACUGCUCCAGAUCAGCACAUGUACCAAACAGGAAUAACAGCUAUCCGCAUACAUAAUAUUAUAUAUUAAGACAUGCCAUACAUACAAGUAUAAUGACAUAUUAUUAUGCAUUAAAAAGCUGUAUUUAUUCCUG